Molecule: messenger RNA, 960 nt
Organism: Macrosiphum euphorbiae (potato aphid)
Lineage: Eukaryota; Metazoa; Arthropoda; Insecta; Hemiptera; Aphididae
Source: the annotation of a GenBank genome assembly
AUGAGAAAAUUAUUUGCAGUCACGACACCAUUAUCAAAUUACCUUCAAUCACCCAGUUUGGAUUAUGUGGAAGCCCUAUGUUUGGUUGAUAGUGUUCAGAAUAGACUCAAGGUUCUAAGAUCAGAAGAACAGUUUUCAUUACUAAUCGAUGAAUCAAAAUCAUUUGCUAGUGCUAAUUACUUGGUUGUAACUGGUUUAAAAGAAAUUCGAAUUCGAAGAAUUAAGAAAAUGCCAGGGGAAUUAUGUCAAGAUGAGUCUAAUGUAGAUAUUCUAACUAAAUUUAAAACAGAAUUCUUUUAUUAUUCAUUGGAUAUAGUCAAUGAAACAUUGGAAAAUAGAUUUCGUUCGUCUCGAGGUAUUUUAACUGACCUAAGUUUGUUAACUGAAGAACGAAUAUUGUUCACAAAAAAAAAUAAUGAAUAUGCACUGUCUAAAAAUGAAUUCAGUGAAUUGGCUAAAUGGUUACCACAAAUACAUUUAGAAAAUCUUCAAACUGAAUACAAAGUUUUUGCUGAAAGUUAUCAGGCAUUGGAGAACACAAGUUCUAAUCAAAAUAUAUUUCAAUCACUUAAUAAGGAAGAUGCUGUUGAUCCUGAAGAUGAUGAAAACUAUGAUGAAAAUACAUGUAGUACAUCCGAAAAAGAGCACAACCCUAUUAAAGAAUUUUCAUCAUCUAUGCUACAUCUGCUUAGUUCUCAUGGAUUGAUGGCUUCUUUUCCAAACAUGUAUCUAGCGUACAAAGGAUUAUGUACAAUACCAGCAUCUUCAGCAUCUGCUGAACGUACAUUUUCUAAGUUGAAAAUAAUAAAAAAUAGAUUAAGAACUACUACUCAACAAGACCGUUUGGAAUCGUUGAUACUAUUAUCUUCAGAAAAAGAUAUAGAAAUUGAUCUUGAAAAGGCAACUGAUCUACUAGCAAGAUCAUCCGAUAUUUUAUCAAAGCAGUUGUUACCGUCUUAA